Austrofundulus limnaeus is the source of this 4024-nucleotide messenger RNA. RefSeq names its product Rho guanine nucleotide exchange factor (GEF) 19 (gene arhgef19). NCBI's taxonomy places the organism in Eukaryota, Metazoa, Chordata, Actinopteri, Cyprinodontiformes, Rivulidae. Gene Ontology annotation, molecular function: guanyl-nucleotide exchange factor activity; protein binding. Gene Ontology annotation, biological process: activation of GTPase activity; regulation of actin cytoskeleton organization. The record is from RefSeq and is a predicted model, not a curated record.
CCCCACCUUUACUCUUUUCGCUGCCGAGGAGAGAUGCACAGCAUGUGGAUCCCAGGCCCGGGAGAAUCCCAGGGUCUGAACGAGUCCCAGGAGGGCAGGCCUCUCCUUCGCUGUUGUCACAAGCACGUCGCUGUGUGUCAGCAGGAAACUUUGGCUUUUAUCGAGCUGCAACCACCUGCAGCUUCUAAGUUAAGCGGUUUGAGGCAAAACACUAUUUCAGACACACAACGCACGGCAGACUCUCCGCCACUGAAUGGUUUCAGACAAACACUAAAUGAAAUCAACACCAUGCAGAAGGGCUGCCCCAGGACAGACACUGAACAUGAAAUAAGCUUGAACUUUUCUUCGUGCACRACGGACGACGGKGGGCACGUUGGCCAGGAUGAAACCAGGACGUCGUCGCAGGAGCAAACCAAGAAGACACAAAUGUUAACAACACUUUGUCGUCCUCUCCRUUCACCUCUCAGCCUCCCUCUGUCCUUCCCCCUGUCCUCUCUGUACACAAACAGAGACUCCUGGGAAUCUCAGGGACCUGGUUCUCCAUCCUCACCUGAAUGUACCGACUGUCAGGGUCCAGGCUCCUGCCAGCCUCAGAGGAGAACCUCACAGGGGUCUCUGAGGGAGAAGUCUAUCCGGCGAAAGAUGCAAGUUUAUUCUCCAGACAGCCUGAGUGAUGACUCCCUCAGCAGCCCGAUCCUGGAGGCGGACUACAUCUUUCCUGGACCCUUUGCAUCGUUUCUGGAAGAAGACCUAAGUGGAUUAUCUUCUUUAGAGGCCGUUUCAACAUCUACAUCCACAGACGGCGCUCCUGACUUCCCAAGCAUCGGUCAGGAUGACAUCUCCGAYGUUCCAGCAGAACCCUUAGAGAUCAUAGAGGACUCAGAACCAGGGGAAGGGGAAGAACCCGGCAGCGUGGAGACGUCGGUUCCCUCAAUAGGGAGCCUUUUGUCACGCAGUCGUCAAGCUGACCAGGAACGCCGGCGCUUCUCUGCUUCAGAGCUAAUAUCCAGACUGCAGCUGUCUCAAAGGAAGAACUCGUUCACCCUGAAGCUCGGGAAGUCUUUGUCUGCUCGGGUCGCCUCCAGGGACAGACAGAACUCCAGCAGCUUCAACCCAAGCUCUGAUUCAAUCCUCUACCAGGAGUACAGCGACGUUGCCAUCAAUCGAGAGAUCCAGAGGCAGCAAGGCAAGGAGCCAGGAACAGAGGAGGAGGGUCUCAGAGAUGAGAGUUCAGACGGGACCCCAUCUCCAUCCAAUCUGUCUCCAUCCAGCUCCUUUCGUUCCUCUCGAGGUUCCGCCUUUGCGCUGUGGCAGGACAUACCUGAUGUCCGAACCAGCGGACAGCUUGACAACUUCAGCAAUGAGGAGAGAAAACUGCAGGAGGCCAAGUUUGAGCUGGUGACAUCUGAGGCGUCGUACAUUCGCAGCUUGAUGAUCGCCGUGGACCACUUCAUGUUGUCUCAGGAGCUCGCUGAGUGUCUUGGCGCUCAGGAUAAGCAGUGGCUCUUCUCCAAGUUGCCUGAAGUCAAAGAUGUUAGUGAGAGGUUCCUGCAGGAUCUGGAGCACAGGCUAGAGGAAGACAUUCUCCGGUUUGAUGUGUGUGACAUUGUUCUGGAUCACUGUCCAGCUCUGCGAAGGGUCUACUUACCAUAUGUUACCAACCAGGCUUAUCAGGAGCAGACAUACCAACGAUUGUUGCAGGAAAACCCUCGUUUCCCGGGCAUCCUGGCCCGCUUGGAGGAGGACCCCAUCUGCCAACGACUUCCUCUGGCCUCCUUCCUGAUCCUCCCAUUUCAGAGGAUCACACGGCUUAAAAUGCUGGUGGAGAAUAUCUUGAAAAGGACGACACCAGGCUCUCGGGAUGAGGACACUGCCACAAAGGCUUUCAACGAGCUAAAAAAGAUCAUCAAAGAAUGUAAUUCCAGUGUGCAGUCAAUGAAGAGGAUGGAGGAACUGAUUCAUCUGAACAAGAAAAUUCACUUUGAAGGCAAAAUUUUUCCUCUCAUCUCUCAGUCCCGCUGGCUGGUGAAACACGGUGAACUCCUGGAAGUGGACACUCAGAUGAUGAGUAUUUCAGGAUCCAAACUCAAGCUGCCCACUAAGCCUGUGUACCUCCACCUGUUUAAUGACUGCCUGCUGCUCUCCAGAAGGAAGGACACAUGGAAGUUCAUGGUGUUCGUUCACGCUAAGAUCGGUGAGCUGAAAGUGAAGGACCUCAGUCUGAAACUWCAAGGAAUCUCAGGCUUCAUCUUCCACCUGCAGCUGUGUGACGGCCAGCAGCUCAAACAUCAGAUCCUGCUCAAAUCUCACACAGAGAGCGGUAAGCAGAGAUGGAUCACCGCCAUGUUUCCGUCUGACCCACUGGAAGACAUCGAGCAAGCAAAUGAAAAUGAUGAUAUAGCCCAGGUUCAGUGCACCAAAAGCUACCAGGCACAGGAGCACGAUGAGUUAACGCUGGACAAAGCCGACAUCCUUCAUGCGAAGACCAUUACGAGUGACGGUUGGGUCGAGGGCAUCAGACUGUCAGACGGGGAGCGGGGCUGGUUCCCCAAAACCUACGUGGAGGAAAUCACGAGUCGCAGUGCGCGCCUCCGCAACCUGCGGGAGAACAUCCGCAUCAAAUGUGUCACACAGAAACUGAAGGGUGAGGACUGAGAAACCUGCAAGGAAAACAAAUGUAAAAAAGCAGCAUUUUUAAGCUUCAAGAUGAUUGUUUUAAUUUUAGAACGACUGGGAGGCCUUUGUGUAGAAUGUAGGUGCAAAAAACAAUCCCAGUGUUUCCACUGUUCUUUGCGUGAUUUCAAAACCACACAGCUUCAGUUUCCUGCAGCAACUGUUUCCUUUUGGUGCUAAUUUCACAUUUUUUGUUAAAAAAACAUUUCAACCAGCAUAAAUGUGUAGACGAGGGUCAUUUUAAACAAAAAGUCCUGAGUUUCUCUUUGUGUUUUGCUCCCAAAGUAUCAGAAUUUCUUCUAGUUUUAGCUUUAAGCAGCAGCUCUCCUGGGAUUAUAUUGGAUUGAUAUUGAAAUUCUUCGUUUUCAAAGAAUAUGCCAUUAGCAAUCAGUUCUAUUUAUUUCAAGACCUUUCUGUUGUUGUUUCAUGAUUACUGUGGGGUCCAGACCCCAACAGCAUGAUCUCUUUGAGUAUUACCUUCUUGGUUUUUAUGCCUGAUAAAUUAUUACUUUUUUAAUAGAUAUAAAGUAAAGUAACAAAUCAAGGCUGUUUGAGAGAAGAUGUUUGCAGGAGUUUUGCUCCUUUGAUGCCAAACAUAAAAAAAGAGCUAGCUCAGGACUUUUGCAAAUGACUGUUUUUCUGUUUACAAGUUAAAUAAUUUAGCGUUCGACACCAAAAGCAGCUAUUUUCAGUUUAAAGUCUGACCUAGAAUCUAUAAUUUGUUUGUUAGUCAGAGGGUGACGAGGAUCCUCAUUACCAACAACACGAGCAAGUAUUUGAGUAAAUUUCUCGACAUCGACUCCAAACAUCCUUCAUUUGAUGAAAAUAGAAUCCAGCUGAUGCACUACGAUGCACCGUUGAAAGGAUUGUUCGGUUCUUAAAAUAGUUUUUCCCAGUUAAGUUMAGCAUCACCAACUUGUAGCUCCUCUUUGUCAGAGAGAAAAUACGAAACAGUGCAGUAAAACUGAGCUGACAGCUGUCGUUAAUGAACCACUAUAAACACCAGUAAAUCAUAAACCUUUCCAGUGGCACAUGAAAUGUUUAACUUUUUAUAGACUUUAGUUGWUGGCUGUAAUUUAAAUGGUUGCUGUUGCACCACGUGUAUUUAUAUUUCUCUAGAAUCUGAUGUACAUAUAUAUUUUACCGUAGAAGACAUUGUGUAUAAAGAGUAGGACGCGUCUUGUUAACUUUAAUAACUGUAAUUUAUAUGUCAAAAAAUAUUUGAUUAAAGAACUAAAACACAAACUUCACAAUCGGUUUCAAUCCCGACACAAAAACUACUGUAACACACUGGAUUGCUGCGCACUACUGUACAUUUUUAACUCUGAAAUAAAUACAGACAUUUGCAUUA